This is a messenger RNA of Chlamydomonas reinhardtii, 3086 nucleotides long. RefSeq lists its product as uncharacterized. Bases 359 to 2200 code for a protein of 613 amino acids. Lineage: Eukaryota; Viridiplantae; Chlorophyta; Chlorophyceae; Chlamydomonadales; Chlamydomonadaceae. The transcript is spliced from 14 exons. The record is from RefSeq and is a predicted model, not a curated record.
UUUUCCAAGUAAGCGCGGGGCACAAGACUCGCCUGUCAAAAGCGACUUGCACCGAAACCCUCGCAAGAGUCUUGAAGCCCCCCUGCCCACCUACCGUACUAUCCUCCUGCGGCACCGCAACACAAUACAGGUACUACUUUUGGGCAUACUGCACGUAUCCCCUCGCUGAACUCGUUGACCGAGACCUUUCGCGCCAAGGGCAGUUGAACUCAAGCAGCUUUUUCCGUCGUGCGCACGAGCAGCUCUUCCAAGCUAUAAAAGCUCUCAGGGUCAGGGCAGCUACCUGCAUAACAUCGCCAGCGGGCGACCUUGGAUCCGGCGAGCUCGGUUCGCCACUAACAAGGUUCAGACAUCAGACAUGGUCCUUGCCAGCGGCCUCGCGCGGGCACCUGCGCCCAUGCCUGCGGCCCUGAGCCAUCGGCGUCUCCUGAUUCCUGCCACUGGCGCCGCGGCGGCUGCCGGAGCGUUGCGCAACGGGCUCACGGCCUGCCGCUCGCGCGCCCCGCGGCUGCCAUGGCCAUCAACUGGUGGCGCCGGUGCCGGGCCUGUUCGCAAGAACCUCCGCAACAUCACCGUUCGCGCCCAGGCCGCUGCAGCUGCUGACAACGGCGACAGUGGCAGCGGUGGCGGCAGCACGGGCAAGCCGCUGCCGGCGCCGCUGGCCAAGCUCGCGGCGCUGUUCCGGCCGCUGAGUGACGAGCGCUGCAACUCCAAGCUCCUGGCCCUGGCUGUGGGCCAGAUGCUGUGCUCCAUUGCCACCCUGAUCCACGACUCCUACCUGCCGCUGUACGUGCAUGAGGAGCUGGGGAUCGGCGCGGUGCAGGGCGCAGCGCAGUUCCUGUGCCAGCUCAGCAAGGGCGUCAGCGGCGUGGUGGGCGACAUACUGGGCAGCCAGACGCGCGUGCUUGUGUUUGGCACGCUGCUGACGUUUGCGUGCAAGCCCAUGUUUGCGCUGCUGAGCUCCGUGUACGGCGUGUUCGGCGUCACAGCCUGCCUGUACUGGUUCUUCGUCGCCAAGCUGCUGGACCGGCUGAGCAAGGGCAUUCGUGAGGCGCCCACCAAGGCCGUCAUGAACGAGCUGGCUAAGGAGAGCGGUGACGCGCCGGAUGCAGCGUACGGCCUGCGCCAGUCGCUGGCCACCGCCGGCAUGCUGAUCGGCUCCACGGUGGCCGCGGUCACCUUCGCCGCCACCGGCUCCAACUACAUCCUCACCUUCGCGGUGGCCGCCGUGCCGCCCGGCCUGGCGCUGGCCUGGCUAGUCACGAACUUCCGUGAAGAGCUGUUCGGGCCGCCCCACAGCCCGCCCCUGCCGCCGCCCGUCCAGUCCUCCACCAUCGGAUCCAUCUCCAUCGACCUGCCGCCCGCCUCCGCCGCCCCAUCCGCAAUGGGAUCCAUGGAUUCGGCGGCCGCCGGCGCCGCUGCCGCCGCCGCCGCCGGCGGCGGCGGCUUCACGCCCGGCGCGGCGCCGCCCAGCCUGAUUCAGGCGGCCGAGGCGGCGGCGGCGGCGGCGGAGCCGAAGCUGAGCUGGUGGGAGAAGGGCGUGGCGAUUGUGAAGAGCUUCCAGCCCGCGUACUGGCAGGCCCUGGCGGUGGUUGCUGUGCUGUACUUCGCGCGCUUCGACGCGUCCUUCCUGUCACUGCGGGCCAAAGCGGUGAUGCCCAAGAGUCUGCUGCCCAUGCUCACCCUGGUCAACAUGCUGGCGCAGACCAUCCUGACCGCCCCGCUGGCCCGCAUCAGCGGCGCCUCCGUGUCCAACCGCAACCGCCUGUUGCUGGCGGGAUUCGCCUGCAUGGUGGCGGCGGAUCUGCUGUUCGCGCUGCCAGCCACGGCCAGCCCCGCGGGCAUGUUCGGCGGCGCCGCCUUCAUCGGUCUGCACAUGGCCAUGACGCACGCCAUCACUAUCUCCAUGAUCUCCUCCUACAUGCCCACCGGCGUCAUCCCGGGUGUGGGCCGGCUGUCCGGCACAGCCGUGUCCUUCACUGACCUGCUGCUGGGCUUCGUGCUGGCCGCCAGCAACGCGGUGGCCGGCAUCCUGGCGGACCUCACGCGGGCGGCGGGCUACGGCAACGUGGGCUGCUUCCUGGGCGGCGCGGCGGCCUGUGUGCUGUCGGGUCUGCUGCUGCUGGCGUUCGAGCGCUGGGGCGACCUAGGCAAGCCAGAGCUGGUGGUGGCGCGGACCCGCAAGGCCAAGGCGGCCUGAGGCGGGGACACGGCCUAGGGCGGGGACCCGGAAGGCCAAGGCGGCCUGAGGCGGUUGCACGUUACAUGGCCGCCUCAAUACGGCUGGGCGCGCUGCUGGUGGUGAGGAAGGGUGUGCGCGGCAGCAGCGGCGGCGGGGCAGCGGCAGCAGCAGCAGCAGCGGCGGCGGGGCAGCGGCGAAGCCAUUGGCUGGGGGCGGCACCCCCCAGAUAGGUGCAUGGAUGGCACUGGCGACGAAGAAGCAACGGGCGGUGUUGAAAGCGGGGGGUGGGCUGGGGAAGAUUUUCAGCAGGUAGUGCCGCGGCGGCAUGCGCGUGUGGGUUUGCAUGUGUGUGUUUUGUGUUUGCAUGUGUGCUUGUUCUGGAAGACACAGAUAACACGGCUUGCCAGCGGCAGGCCCGUCAGGCGCCGUGGGCGGCCUGGGACUGGAAUUGGGUGCAGGAGAUGUUCAGGGCGGGGGCGUGUGGAUGGGGUGGGCGCAGUGCAAUUUGCCGGCGGCAUUGCACACUUCCACCAACCCUCCAAGGUCGUAUGUGCAACAUUGAGGUAGUCAUGCUCGUUGAAGGUGAGGGCUGUCUGGGUGUGUUGGGUGAGCAGCGUACCGCUACCAUAAAUGUCUACAGUAUUGUGACUGCUUUCGGAGCUCGUUGAAUUGCAGUUGGCUGAGUGGCCUGGUGCCUGAAUACGCGCGGCCCGUACUCUGGCAUAGAGCGACCUGCCUUGCGUGCCGACUGCAGUGGGGAUCUAGGGGAAGCCCCUGCUGGCGUGGACGGGUUGACGCUUCAAACGCCAACAAAUCAUAGUCUCCGGGCACUAACCCUGGUCGACCCCCCACCUCCCCCAUGAUGUUUCGGGUCGCCAAUGAUUGCAUGUAAGGUUUGCGCGGG